CAUUAUUGUAGUGCAUUGUUGCUUUCUCAUCUUGCGAAAAUUUAUAAAUUGAAUAUUAAAAUUAAGUCUAUUAAUAUUUGAAAUGAAAUCAGAAAAGGAUGAAGAAAGGACACAUGAAUGCACUGAAUGUGGACAAAGUUUUAAGAGAAAACACCACUUACAAUACCAUAUGAGAACUCAUACUGGUGAAAAGCCGUUUGUUUGCGAUGAUUGCGGCAAAAGAUUUUCGCAGCAUGGAAAUUUAAUAAGUCACAAAAAAGUACACUCAGACGAACGAAAAUUCAAAUGCAGCUAUCAGAAAUGCACAUAUAGUAGUCAAUAUAAAAGGAAUUUCCUAAGACAUGUUAAUAGAAAACAUUUACAAGCAACUUCUUCUCAAGAAAGCGUUGAAUUUAUUCAAGAUGUAGAAUAUGACAUUGUAGACAAAGAGCAGAAAGAAUCAAUGGAAAAACCAUCAACGAGUGGUCAAAAAUCUCAAUCAGUAGAAUAUAAAGAAGCUGUUGUGGAAACCCUUAGUAGCGAUUCAGAAAAUACUGAAAUUAUGAAUAGAGACGAAUAUUUAAACAUAAACGAACUGGAAGAUUUACCAGAAUUGGAAAUAUUUUCAGAAGUGAUGGUUGAAGGAGUCGAACUAGAAUGUCACAUCUGUCAUGAGAAAUUUGACGACGAAAUAUCUCGAAGAGAACACGAAGCAAAAUUUCAUUAAUUUGCAAAGCAUAAAAUUUGGUAACGAUGUUACUA
Centruroides sculpturatus (bark scorpion) is the source of this 741-nucleotide messenger RNA. RefSeq names its product zinc finger protein 436-like. The coding region runs from base 83 to 706 and encodes 207 amino acids. The transcript is spliced from 3 exons. Gene Ontology annotation, cellular component: nucleus. Lineage: Eukaryota; Metazoa; Arthropoda; Arachnida; Scorpiones; Buthidae. The record is from RefSeq and is a predicted model, not a curated record.